This is a messenger RNA of Colletotrichum graminicola M1.001, 960 nucleotides long. RefSeq lists its product as uncharacterized. The record is from RefSeq and is a predicted model, not a curated record. NCBI's taxonomy places the organism in Eukaryota, Fungi, Ascomycota, Sordariomycetes, Glomerellales, Glomerellaceae. Bases 1 to 960 code for a protein of 319 amino acids. Gene Ontology annotation, biological process: mRNA cis splicing, via spliceosome. Gene Ontology annotation, cellular component: cytosol; spliceosomal complex. The transcript is spliced from 2 exons.
AUGAGUAGCCUCACAGCACAGCCCAAGCAGAGUCCCUUACAGGACCUCUUUGACAUCAUCACCAUGUUGCCCACGACGAUUCGCUCCCCUCCCUCGCUCGGGGACUUUACCCCCAUCGAGGAUCACCAGUCUCAAACCCCAGAGACCUUCUUCGGCGGGAAGCCCGUCUUGCACUUCCACCUUGAGGGCGCCAAGGCAUGGAUUCCGGCGUCGCAAAAGGGCAACCUGGCCGUCUUCCCGGCUGACGUCGCGACCACGGCUUCUGCCCCCGAAGGCGCGACGUUGAACGAGGUCUCCGAGGAGCUGGUGGAGCAGAAGGUUUCCGUCUUUGUCAACUCAGAGAACUUCACCAUCUUCUCUGAAGCGCAAGGGGCGGGCGUUGAGGUCCCUUACCCCUCCAUCUCCAUUCACGCAGUCAAGCAGGUCGGCACCAUGGCCGAGGGGGCCCCGCUCCAAGCCAUCUGGAUGCAGCUGCAGCUUGCCGACGGCGGCGACGGCGACGAAGACUUCGAUACAAUCGACCUGACCCUGGUCCCCACGGUCACAUCUGGCGCUCAGGUUGACGUCCAGAAAUUUUACGACGCCAUCUCGGCGUGCUCCGACCUGCACCCCGAUCCGGUGGACGACGACGAUGAAGAGGAGGAUGGCCGUAUCGUCUUUGAGGGCGAGCUUGAACCCGUGGAGGGAUACACUGGAGUUAUGUACGGUGCUCACGACGGGGGUCUACCCCCUGCGUUCCCCGGCAGUGGCGGCUGGAUCACGGCCGAGAACGUGCACGAGCAUUUUGACGCCGAUGGCAACUGGAUCGGUCAGAACGGCGACGGGGAGGCUGAGGAGGGGGGUGGCGGGGAGCUGGGUGAGGGAGCCGGAAGGGUCCGAGGACACGACGAAGUCAAUGGCGGAGGUGUCAACGGUCACGAUGACCCCGACAACAAGCGUCCGCGCGUCGAUGAGUCAUGA